AUGUUUGACUCUCUUCUGCGCUUUGUAGGCUUCGCGGAGAAGUGGCCGACGCUUACUAUGGAUGAGGUGCGCCAGCACAACGACCGCUUCUCGCUCUGGAUUGUUGCAGGCGACUCUGUAUAUGAUGUCACUUCCAUCGUCGAAUCUCACCCCGGUGGCGCCUCUGCGCUCCUGCGCCGAGGUGGUGGUGUGAGGGACUGCACCGAGGACUACUACUACCACAGCCGCGCCACACGGAAGGCGUGGAAAUCGUACAAGAUUGGCGUGCUGUCUCCAGAAGGAUGUGAUAAGUUUGAAGAAGACGAGGGCACAUGUAUGACCAGUUCUCCCGAGGGAGAUGUCUCACCAGAGUCAUCGCCAGUAAACCACGCCUGCGCUAUGCGCGAGUGCGACGGGGGUGGCGAUUGCUGCUGUACGAGCACUGUGGAGACGCGCGGUAGUACAUCUGAACCAGUUCCGGAGCGCCGAUGCGUCGAAUGCUCAUACCGUCAACCAGUACGGCUAGCGGCUCCACCGCUACUUUUGUAG
Molecule: messenger RNA, 528 nt
Organism: Trypanosoma grayi
Lineage: Eukaryota; Euglenozoa; Kinetoplastea; Trypanosomatida; Trypanosomatidae
Product: cytochrome b5
Exons: 1
Coding region: 1-528 (175 amino acids)
Cellular component (GO): intracellular membrane-bounded organelle; membrane
Molecular function (GO): heme binding
Source: RefSeq, a predicted model, not a curated record